Hypanus sabinus (Atlantic stingray) is the source of this 1385-nucleotide messenger RNA. RefSeq lists its product as uncharacterized. Gene Ontology annotation, biological process: DNA integration. NCBI's taxonomy places the organism in Eukaryota, Metazoa, Chordata, Chondrichthyes, Myliobatiformes, Dasyatidae. Gene Ontology annotation, molecular function: nucleic acid binding. The record is from RefSeq and is a predicted model, not a curated record. The transcript is spliced from 2 exons. The coding region runs from base 457 to 1269 and encodes 270 amino acids.
AGCUGAGGAGGAAAAUAACCCCAAUGUUACAUUUAGCUGUUAGUCAAGAUUUACAUAGAGUUCCUCAAAGAAAAUGUCAAGGUGAGAAGGGAAUUGUACAGGGAGAUCCAUUUAAUGUCGAAGUUGACUUGAAGAGUGCAAAUGACAAGGGAUGACUGCUGAAAGAGGGUGAGUACACUGAGCACGUGUUAAGCAUACAGCUCACAAUGUGACACAUUUCUCAAUGCACUGAGAAAAUUCUCAGCUGCCUCUACUACCUCUUAACCCUUCUAAAUCUCCCAAGAUGUACCUUCAACACAGAGAAAAAUCAUCCUCUUGCUAAUGUAGCUUCUGUGGUGAACUACAUAUACCUGUCUGAACACGCCCCCUGCUGACUGCUCCUGUGGCUCCUCCCACAGACCCCGGUAAAAAGGCGAUCAAGGCCUGAGCCCGGCCUCUCAGUCUCCAGGAUGUAGUAUGGUGGUCACUCACUGCUUGUUCCUUCUUCCAGUCAAUAAAAUUGAUGCACCAUCAAUAACACACUCUGAGACGCAGUUCCCCUUUGCCAUUCCCUGCCCCGACACCACUACCACGUCCGUCAUAAAAGCCCUGCGCCAGCUCUUCACUCUGUUCGGAUAUCCCUGCUAUAUCCACAGUGAUAGAGGGUCCUCCUUUAUGAGAGACGAGCUGCACCAGUACCUGCUAGCUAGGGGCAUUGCUACUAGUCGGACCACGAGUUAUAAUCCCCGAGGAAAUGGACAGGUGGAGAGGGAGAAUGCCACAGUGUGGAAGGCCACACUUUUAGCCCUUAAGUCAAAAGGGUUGCCGGUCUCUCGAUGGCAGGAGGUCCUCCCUGAGGCACUGCACUCUAUCCGCUCUCUGUUAUGUACGUCCACCAAUGCCACCCCUCACGAACGCCUAUUCUCUUUUCCCAGGAAGUCUGUCACUGGGACCACCCUACCAGUUUGGUUGAUGUCCCCAGGGCCAGUGCUGCUCCGGAGACAUGUGAGGAGUAAUAAAUACUCCCCGGUGGUCGAGAGGGUUCACCUUCUACAUGCAAACCCCCAGUAUGCCUACGUGGUCUUACCUGAUGGGCGGGAGGACACGGUCUCCGUCCGCGACCUGGCGCCCGCAGGUGCAGCAGACCACUACCCUGAACAUUCUCCAGUAACUAUGAACCCUGUACCCGAAGUGACACCGCGCACACCAGGCCCUACACAGACUCCUCACGACACUCAUAUUACCGGGCGUUUCGUACGCAUAUAUACCAGGCGCCUCGCACAUGCGUGAGGGACCACUGGCGCCUAGUGGGCUGGAACCAGCACAACCUCCGUCUCCUGUGCAAUCACCACCACCGCCGGCAUCUGUGCAAUCACAGCCGGUGCUGCGUAGAUCGCAGCGACAGA